Messenger RNA from Ostreococcus lucimarinus CCE9901, 7467 nucleotides. RefSeq names its product snoRNA-binding nucleolar protein, putative (gene Utp20). Gene Ontology annotation, cellular component: nucleolus; small-subunit processome; 90S preribosome. The record is from RefSeq and is a predicted model, not a curated record. The transcript is spliced from 2 exons. NCBI's taxonomy places the organism in Eukaryota, Viridiplantae, Chlorophyta, Mamiellophyceae, Mamiellales, Bathycoccaceae. Bases 1 to 7467 code for a protein of 2488 amino acids.
AUGCCUGGCUCAGAGCCGCCGCCCACCAUGGACCGGACGGACAUAGCCACGUCUAGAAAACUCAGCCCGGAAGGCACGAGUCAAGGCGACCGUGAAAUGAUGAGCUGGAGCCUUGCUUACGCGAGCAGGAUACUACAUACUCGAAAAAAAUCGAAAGGGAAGCGCAAGUUCACAUUUCAACCAGUUGCCGACCAGCUUACAGCGAUCAAUAUCGCCCCGUAUCCUGACAGUGCGUUUGAUCUCAAUGUGCGACAACAGGCAUUCGGUACUUGUCUACAACACGCCUUGCUUCACUGGCAGGAAUUAUGUUGCUCAAACGACUUCAACAGUUUCGCAGCAAAGGCUUCUAUCAGGUGCCUCAGUCUACCUCAGCUCAUUUUACACAAAAAGGAAGUAAUGGGAGCUCUUUUGAAUGGCAUUAGAUCAGGAAAAUGCUAUUCUCUUGAAGCGCUCUUUCAUUGUCUCGUUGCCAUAGCGAAAGAUCUUGGUGCUAGCUUUGUCACAUAUUUUCCACUUUCAGUUGAGGCAAUCACUUGCUGUCUGGAAGGAACUAUGGAAUUGGACGCGAACCACGUGGAGUCGGCGUUUCGGUGCCUCGCUACGCUCUGCACAUUACUAUGGCGGUCAGGCAAAGUUACAAUGCUGCAUAUUUUAGAGUGUACGCGGCAUAUUAGAAACCAUCCAAAGCAACAUGUGCGCAAACUAGCAGCCCAAGCGGUUGCUCCGGCUGUACGAAGUUCGACUAAUGAAAUCAUCUUAGCUAGUGUCAGAAAUCUCAUCAUGGAACACUCUAUACUGUGUGAGUCAAGUCAGCAGGAACACAGGAUAGAAGCAACGACAUUCAUGUUACACUACAUUGCUGUUGGUCAUGCGAGCGCGCUUCACUCAAAGUCGGACAGCGUGCUGAGAGCAGUUUUCGAUCCAGACUUCGUACCUGAGGUACGGGGAACUGUCCGUCUAGUCAUAGUUCAGAACUUACUUGUUUCACUUGAUGCAUCUCUACCCAAGAGCGCCUUCAAAGAACUAUGGAAUUCAUUUUUACAUGUUAUCAGUUCUUGUGCUGCUCAAGUGGGUAACAAGAACAUAUCAGAAGUCAUGUACUUAUCUGAGAUAGCUAUAUCCAUAUGUUCUACAAGGUUCGAAUUGUGUACAGAUAGCUACAAUAAGCUUUCUGAUUUCGUACACGCUUACUUCUUGUUUUGUACAACCAGUGCAAAACCAGUUGAGCAAUCAAGUGUCACUACUUUUGUGCGGCUGCUGGCGGCACUUUCUUCACGUAACGAGUUCAAAGCAAUGCCAGUGUUAACAUCUUUUCCUUGGUGUGAUCUGAUACGGACUAUUGACAACUCUUCGAUUACGCUGAUACUAAGGGUGCUGAUACAAAACAUUGAACUGGGAUGCGUCACAGCUCAUUACAUGAGUGAAGCCUUACUGAUAGAUUCGUCGCACUUGAUUUUUCUUAGAGGAUUCGAAAACUCUUUAAUGUUGGGCAAGAUUAUUCAAAAGGUGGCAGAAUUUUCGAAGGAUUUACACUCGAAGUUGAUGCGAAUCGACGAUGCACUCUUGAAGUGGCACUUCGAGUGUAAGCUGACAUCGCUUGAUUUUAGUGAAAUAUGGUCAACUCUCCAAAUUUUACCGUAUUUUGCCGACACUCGACUGGUGCAGAGCGUCAUUACUACCAUGGUCUCAUAUGUCAAGCGUUCAAAAGAGGCAAGUGUGGAUCAAAAUGCCCUUUCCAGUGGUGCAUCGGCUCUUCUCAUGUCUUCACUUGAAGCUGAUAUACUUUGUCGAGAACUUGAUACAUCUUCAAAUUGCAAGUUCUCGUUUGAACUUAUUCGUUUCACUCUCUCAUGUCGUAUUUCUUCGCCGGCUGUGUGGUCUUCGUUAGCACGUCUAACUUCUUUGAUUAUACGGCGAGCCGAUGAAAUACCAGCCGAACUUAUGCCAAGUGAUCUGACAGAAUGCAUACGAUCCCAAAAUCGUCUUUUAAGGGUUUCUGUUCUUGAGUAUUUAGCGAUUAUUGCAAACAAUCAUAUGGGCAUGUCACCCAAGUCGACUGAGUGUGUUACAGCCUUUUUGUAUAUGAACAGGUUGUCUCGUGAUAGUGGAAGUAUACUCGAAUAUUCCAGGAAGAGUAUCAAUUUGAUCAGAUCCUUGACUCGGAAACUCAGCGACUUUGAUGCCUCUGAUCACGUUGCGGUGUUGAAUAUGGCUCUGGGAGCGUUGUAUCUUCGUUUCAAUCCACUAUGGGAUCCACUUGUAGAACUGAUUGGUGUCUUGAGUGGAUCCGAUUCUACAGCGCUUCAGUUAUUACAGGCAGAAAUCCUUCGAACCAAGCAGGAAGUAAUUGCUGACCACGAUGUCCAAGAAACGAUUAUUUUGUUCCCCACCGACAGCGAUCAGACACGUGAUGAAGUUUGUGAAGCUCUCAAUCCUCAAGAGCGGAGUGUAGAACAGUCUCAACGUUUACAGCUGUUGAUUACGUCUCUGCAGUACUGCACACUUAUGGACCAAACUUUUGUACUUGAUCUCUUUUUGGAUGUUUAUUCAGUCUGCCGUAGAAAUGAAUAUAGAUAUGUUGCUACACGGUAUUCAGGCAUAAUUUUAGCUCUCUUAAAGCUUAUGCAGAGUAAAGAUGAGGUUCGUUCUCUCCUUCUUCGGACAAAAUUAGAUGCGCAUCAGUUAUACGAAGGCGUUUUCACAGCUUUGAAAGCUUUAGUGGGUGAUGACAACGCGAACUUGGCAUCAGAAGCGCUGAAGUGUAUGGGCCUUUUGAAGUUAGAUUAUCUCCCUAAUAUUAGAGUUUCGCAACUAUGCUUGCUGACGGAUGUUCAGUCAGUGAAGCGCGCGUUAACUUCAAUACAAUUCGAAGAAGGUUCAGAGGAUUCUGAAGUUUCACAUGAGUUUCCUAAGAUCCAAGAACGGCACCGGGAGGAUGUCAUCAGUAUCAUAGUAAGCAUCCUGUCAAAAUAUAUUCUCUCAGGGAAAACUUCAUUUAGCUCACUAAAGUCGAUCAUUUUGAGAUGGUUCAGCUGUUUGAGAUGUGCUGAAAUGGAACCAUUUAUACAUGGGCUGUUUGUACCCUUGAUGAGACCUCAUGAAAUCAGACUACGUCAUGGUACUACUGUAUUCUCUACUCAAGCGAUAAACUCAGCGAUAUCAGAAGCUUCACAUGGUACCUUGAUCGCAUUGAUGUCACAGCUGCGAGAAGUGCAUAAAGCGGUACCAAUGCAUUUGAGAAACUCCACGGAUCUUAUUCUUUCGGUGAUGUUCCAAAUUUUCAUGAGAGCAUGCAAGCGUCAAGAUAUCCAAAAUGAUGAGUUGCUUCGACUUAAAAUCUUGCGGUCAAAUUCGCUUCGGAUGAUUGCGCGCAUUAUACCGAUUGUGAAGUUCGAAGGUAUAGAGCGCCAUUGGCUCGAUGCGAGUGAAUGUUUGAUAAAUACUGUUAAGGGCUUGGAAAACGAAUGCUCCGGCUCACAAGAACCCGCAGUGCUGUGCCUGCUUUCUUCAAUCACACAACGUGUAGAUCUCAUCAAACUCCUCGAAACUCCCACCGGUCACAAACUUCUCGAAUAUGUUUUCGCUGUAUUGAGCAGCCCAAAGACAUCUGAACCAUGUAGAAGAACAAUUUUGAGCAUGAUCACCAUGCUCCUCAACUCCGUAAAUUCUGAGUUGGGUAAUGAUUGCACUGUCGCAAAUCUGUCCGAAAAAAUCGCUGCAGGCGUUCGUAUGUCACUUAUAAACGAGCUAAAACGCGGAAGAAUACCGACAUCAAAGCAAUUUGGCGAAGAUAUGCUCUCUGAAAUUCAGAUUCUUGAACAAUUAAGCAAAUUUGAACGCUGCAGUCCGUGGAAUAUUUGUAUGUUCAAAGAUGUGUUAGAGAUGGCGUGUACGAAACGUCUGAACAGUGGAAAACGUACUGAGUUGCUCGUUAUGUUAAACUCUAUACUUUCAGCACUAUCUUUGGAUGAGCAACUCAGACGUGAGUCAGUUGAGAGGUUAGCAUUUUUAUAUGCGACAUUGAGAGCACCGUGCUCUAGGAGAGCAUUGUUAGAUCUCUUCAAAGCACUCGAUUAUUCGCAAGACGGAUAUAGAGUUCGCAUACUUCAUGAUUUGAAUGCUUACUUGGAUGGGCGCAUUGGCGAAGUGGAUCACGGUAGAAGAAUUCGGGCAUACGCCAAGUUGCAAUCACGCUGGGGUGGAGAAGAUGAAACAUCAAUGCAACUGUGGAUUUAUAACUCGCUGCAUGAUAUAUGUUCAAAUGACAGCAUUCUUCGUAAUUCUGCAAAACUAUUGAUAUAUCGGUGUUUGGAAGUUGGUUCAACAGCGUCCUACAACUUCCAGCAUGGGCCAAGUUCACGGCUAGUGGUGAACACUGUGUUGCCCUGGGUCGCAGAGCUACUCGGUAGACGGGACCCUCUUAUUCGCAAUUGUGGUAUAGAACUAUUAAGAUAUGCGGUGGUCCGAGGGCAUAUUCUUGAUUUUUGCUGUUUGUGUGAUCAGAAUGAAGAAGUCGAUGUAUUUCUGAACCUGUGCCACAUCCAAUCUCACAGGAGAGCCCGGGCAAUACGACAACUGCAUGCGCCUGAAGUUUUAAGCUCUGUGGAGCCCAGACUAUAUUGGACGUAUGUGAUUCCUCUUUUCAUGGUGUUUUUGGGCGAUCCAAGUGCAGAUGUCGCAGCUACGGCCGUAGAUGCUUUGGGUCACACGGUAAAAAUACUCGAGUCUGCGGAAUAUGUCAAGGUUAUUUGCCGCCUGUUGCACCUUGCGCACAGGGCCUCAGAAUUACAGAAAUUUCAUCUGCGCGGUGCGACUUGCAUGCUAGAAAAUUUGAGAACACACUAUGAACCUUACGGCGAUUUUGAUGAUCGGUUAGUUCGCCGUGGUGAAGCGGCAGAUUUGGGGGCUUUAUAUUCCACUGCACUUCCACUGGCACAGGCAUGUAUUACUUUGAGACGUGACGCUCAAAGUAGCGAACAAGGCUCAAGUCAAUAUCUACAGACAAGUGCAAUUUCAUGUGUUUCGAGUAUGUUGGCACUUUUUGAUCAUGAAAAAUCCGAAGCAGGGACACUUUGUAUGCUCAAGUUCAUCAUCGAAAACAUGAGCAGUCGGUCAGAGAAGUUGCGCGAUAAUGCAAUGACAGCUCUCAAGUUCAUUUCAAUCAAAUUGGGCGAAAGGCACUUGCCGUUGAUCAUUCGUGUUCUGCGAAAUGGACGGACAACAGGCUUCCAUCUCCAUGUUCUCGGCAAAGCGAUUCAUGUGUUAGUGAGUAACUGUGUGAACAUGUCUCCAGAAAUCGCCACAGUCGUUUUUGUGGAAAUUGUUCCUACCCUGCAAGCAAAUCUCUUCGGAAGCGCGCGAGAUCGUAUGGAUUCAAAAUCUACCAAACCCGUUGUUGAGGCUAAACCAAGUUAUUCCUUGAAAACCAUAAGCUUAAUUGCCGCACUUUUGAAGGACGGAGAUUCUUUGAUCAAGUUUGUUCGUACAUUUGUUAGGAUGCUACCAGAGUCACCAGACAGCAGAAGUCAAAAGAAUUUCGAGCUAAUUUUACACGCUUUACAUGAAGGAUUGUUGCGAAAUGCAAGUCUAGGGGUUCAAAAUCUUACUUAUCUUGCUGGUUCGCUCGUUGAAGAAUACAUCACUUCCUCCACCGUGGAUACCGAUUGUGAUACGGACACAAGUUUGCUUGCGUCAGAGUAUUGUGUGAAAAUUCAUCAAUUCGCAAUCAGUUUACUAUAUGAUGCACUCAAGUGUGCGGAAAAAUUGCGUGAUGAAAGACUUCCAUGUGAAAGCGACCUCGAGGCUUUGAAAACGACGAUCGCUUUGAUGAUGCGAUGCUUGCUGAGCACGUCAUAUGAAGUACAGGUCGGGGCAACGCGCAUCUUAGCAAAACUUUUACGCUCCGGCUUGCUCGCGAAAGAAAUUUCCGCAGAAAACUUAACUAAACGGAUUAUUCGUACACUUAAGUCGUGCAAGUCUGUGAAAGACCAUCUUGCUCAGAACUGCUUGAAGAUCCUUGCACACAUUAUGAAAACUCAUCACCAGAUAACACUCACAUUGCCACAAGUGUCGUUUGUGCUGUCAUUUUCAUUUAAAAAUUUGUCAGAUGAUGCGCAGGACCUGAAAAACUCGUUUCUGUUACUCAAUUCUCUCAUAUCGCGGAGAGUGGUCCAGAACGACAUGUAUGCUCUUAUGCAUGAACUACUGUUGACGAUUGCGAAGGGUCAAUCGAUGCAAGUUCGAAGUAUGUGUUCGCACGUAUUCAUUCGUUUCGUGUUAUCGUAUCCCAUUGGUGAGAGGAAAGUAGAAGAUAUGCUUCGAACGCUGAUUUCUUCUUUAGAAUAUCCUCAAGCAGACGGUCGCAUGUCUGUGCUGUCAACGAUACAUGCACUUCUUUUGAAGUUGCCCGAAGUCGCUCUCAAAUCUAACGGGCCUCUCUUCUUCUUUCCACUAGUGCUCCGCGUUGCAUCAGAUACGCAUUCACAGUGCAGUGAGUUGGCAAAUAGAGCACUCGAUUGCUUAUUUUCACGAGUCGAUGAGACGCAAAUGAUGAAAUUUCUCUCUUGUACGAUCGUAUGGUCAAAAAGGCAAGAUAUGCUUCAACGUGCGGCAUACCAAGUUUUACUGUUGGGAUUUUCUAGACAUGCCAGUAUUACAUUUGAAGUGUACUCGCAAGUUGAAGGUCACAUGAUAAAAAGAAUACGUGCGGCUCUUCAACGUAAAGACGGAGUGGACUGGUCUAUUACGUAUUGUCAGCUGAUUUGCUUUGAACGGGCAGUCAGCCAUCGAAGUCAAUGUCUGGAUAGUGAGCAUUCAGACGCAUUCAGCAGUGAAGCUGAUUUCGCAAUGGUACACAUCCUUCCACACGCCGUUUCUUACGAUCAUCUUUGGAUUCAGGCAUCUGCGUUGCGCGUUCUCAGAUCUUACCUUCAGGCCGAAACUCGAAUGGAAAAGUCUUUCACAAUAUUGUCUGACGUCAAUAUUGAACUCAUCGUUGAUGCAUUGAUUACGGUCAUUGAACGACAAUCACGAACUAAGAAAGUCGAGCAUGCAAACAUGGGCGAUGUUUUGUUAUGUUUGACGGCAAUCAUGACUUCAGUACACGCAAAGGCGAUCAGCGAAAAAUAUAGUUCACAAAUAUUCCAUAGACUUCAUAAGUCCGCUUUUUCGUCCCCAGAGCUCAAGCGUACAAUACUCCAAUCGAUGGCUGCUUUAGUCUCCGCAAACAAAUCGCCAAUUGAUUCGAGUAACAUGGUAUUAUAUCAUGCAUUGCUUUUAUCUUAUCAUUGCAUGGAUCGAACAAUAGAAGGUUGCGACACCAAGGAAGACUUACAGAGCUAUGCAAUCGCAGGAGACAUAUUUUCCAGUCUGCAGCUGAUACUGCCUCCCGAGAUUUUUCUUGUGAUGUUCGAGCGUGUGAAAACUGACUUAACUAAGAAAGGAAGAAGCGGUACUGUGAUUAGCUAG